This is a messenger RNA of Chrysochloris asiatica (Cape golden mole), 2462 nucleotides long. It is a transcript of the gene PLEKHM3, whose product is annotated as pleckstrin homology domain containing, family M, member 3. Lineage: Eukaryota; Metazoa; Chordata; Mammalia; Afrosoricida; Chrysochloridae. The coding region runs from base 94 to 2385 and encodes 763 amino acids. The transcript has 7 exons. The record is from RefSeq and is a predicted model, not a curated record.
CUGUAGCUGGAGCAUCUUCCUAUGUUGUGUAAAUGUUGAUGAAGCCCUUUUCUGAACCAGCUUAGGAGGCUUAGGCCUCGUAGAGCCUAUGACAUGGAAGCUUUGGAAGUGGAUGACAUCAGCCCAGCCUUGGAAGUUACUGAGGAUUUCUUUAGUUCUUUCGAUAAUAAAUUAGAAAAGGCUGUACAGCAAGCAGAAGUUUUUGGGAUCCAGGAAGUCCCUGAACUGGUGGGACACGAAGUAUUCAGUCACAUACCAGAUAAUGGUGCUAUCAGAAAUGUUGCCUCCCUGAACAAAGGGGGUAUGAUUUGGGACCAUUGUAACAGCAGGCUCUUAGAAACCAAAGCUCAACAUGUCUUCCCUGCCAAAGAACAGUUUAUGGUCCAGAGAGGGACAACUCCAGAUAACCUGUCCUGGAUGGAACAAAAGGAAGCAUCAACCUUUAAUUUUUUCAACAUUUGCCAGCGCCGGAGAGACAGACCUCGUUCUGUGAAUGACUUAUUGGAUGAGACCUCUACUUUCAAGCCAGGGCACACCCGAUCAAGGUCAGAUAUUACUCAAGUGGACUGGAGGCUAGUCCUCAAAACCAUGCCUUUGCAGCAGCAGCAGCAGCAACCACCACCACCAUCUCUUCAGGGCCCUCACUUCACCAGGCCGUCUUUUCUGUCACCUUCACCAAAUAAGGUAGAAGAUGCUCAAGGAAAUACUGAGCACAAGCAGACAUUCCCAAACCUUCUGAAGAAGGGCUACCUGGAGGUUAGAAAGGACCAUGACAGUUACUGGCAAAGCUGUUGUGCUGAGCUAUCACCCUACAACUUAAACUUCUACAACCUCGACAGCAGUGGGAACCAAAACCUCUGUGCCACCUACCAGCUUUCGCACUUCCAGAGCAUAUCUGUUUUGGGCAACCUUGAGGCCAGGAUGGUGGAUGCUGUCUUGUAUGACAACACUCAGCUCCAGCUAAGGGCAGAGUCACCAUGGGAGGCUUUGGACUGGGGACAGAAGCUCUGGGAAGUUGUGCAUACCUCCAGGCCAGGUUAUGUGGCACGGCAGGAUGAUCUGGCAAACUCACCAGGCUUUGGUCAGAAUGUUGACUGUACACAGAAUCAUUGUUUACAGAAGAAAUCCAGUGAGCUGCUGCUGUCUUCCCCUGUCUUGGAUAGCCCCAAGCAGUACCAAAAUAUCCUCAAAUCAGGGACGCUCUACAGGCUAACUGUCCAAAACAACUGGAAGGCGUUUACCUUUGUGUUGAGCAGAGCCUACCUUAUGGCUUUCCAGCCCGGCAAGCUGGACGAGGACCCCCUGCUGAGCUACAAUGUGGAUGUGUGUCUGGCUGUUCAGAUGGACAAUCUGGAUGACUGCGACUCUUGCUUUCAAGUCAUUUUCCCCCAAGACGUGCUCCGCCUCCGAGCUGAGACCUGGCAGAGGGCUCAGGAGUGGAUGGAGGCUCUGAAGACAGCUGCCAACAUGGCAAGGAGUUCAGAGCAAAACCUCCAAGUCACAUUGAGGAACAAAUCCAAGGAUCCAGUGGGUGGGCCGGAGCUCAGGGAGAACAAACGCCAGUCCGUGACCACCAGCUUCCUGAGCAUUCUGACGACUCUGUCUUUGGAGCGAGGCCUCACUGCUCAGAGUUUCAAAUGUGCAGGUUGCCAGAGAUCCAUAGGCCUUUCCAACGGGAAAGCAAAUGUGUGUAAUUACAGUGGGUGGUACUACUGCAGCAGCUGCCAUGUCGACGACAGUUUUCUUAUCCCGGCCCGCAUAGUCCACAACUGGGAUACUUCCAAAUACAAGGUGUCUAAGCAGGCCAAAGAGUUUCUGGAGUAUGUAUACGAGGAGCCUUUGAUUGACAUUCAGCAGGAGAACCCUAUGCUGUACCUGCACGCUGAGCCGCUGGCUGCUGUGGUACGCCUGCGGCAGCGGCUAAAAUCACUCCGAGCCUAUUUGUUCAGCUGCCGGGCAGCAGUGGCUGAGGAUCUGCGUCGAAGAAUUUUCCCCAGAGAGUACCUCCUUCAACACAUCCACCUGUAUUCCCUUGCUGACCUGCAGCAGGUGAUAGAGGGAAAGCUGGCUCCAUUCUUGGGCAAGGUUAUUAAAUUUGCCACCUCACACGUGUACAGCUGCAGUCUGUGUAGCCAGAAGGGGUUCAUCUGCGAAAUCUGUAACAAUGGCGAGAUCCUCUACCCCUUUGAGGAUAUUUCAACAAGCAGGUGUGAAAGCUGUGGAGCUGUUUUCCAUUCUGAAUGCAAAGAAAAGUCUGUCCCCUGCCCGAGGUGUGUCCGCCGAGAACUGCAGAAGAAGCAGAAGUCUUUCUGGCGGCGGCUGAACAUGGACGAGAGUCUGGAGGAGGCUUGCAACAUGUUUGAGCUGUCUUACCAGAACACCUGACCAGGCAGGACCCCCAGCCAGAGAUUCACUUAAUGAUGAUUCAUCCUCCCUGAGUGGUUCCUAACUAGCCACUUAGA